AUGCCUGCCAAAGGAGGGACGAGAAGACGGUCCAGCUCGGUCUACAAUCAGUACCAUCCUCCGACGAGCUAUCGUCCCACGCUUCCCCCAGGCCAUGAAGAACCUUCUUCCUUCCCCGACAUCAAGCUUUUUUUCCGCCGAAACAGGAGGAGAAUGCGAUCCCGACAAUUCCUGUUCCUGAUCACGAUCGUGGGACUGUUCGCCGUGUCUCUCUACUGUCUACGUGGCACCACUUUGCCCUCUCUAGCGCCAGAGGUCGCGGAUCUCCUGAAGACGCCUACGCAUACACGUCCACAGUCUGAGAAGCAAGAUGCGCAGCCGAAAUCAGAGCCCCCGAGAGUGGGUGAUUCGCAUCCGAUGUGGCAAUUGAUCAAGGAUAACGAGAUGGAAUUCGAGCGCAAACUCGCGGCGCAAUCGAAGACUUUGCCGGAAGCUGUAGUGGAAUACAAGAGGAGAUAUGGGAUCCCACCGCCGCCGAACUUCGAUAAAUGGUUUGCGUUUGCCAAGGAGAGAGAGGUGGUGUUGAUUGAUGAGUUUGAUAUGAUACACCAUUCUCUUACGCCCUUUUGGGGGUUGAAACCUCAGACGAUAAGGAGACGGACGCAGGAGGCGUUGGGAUUCGGGAAUAAUUUAAUGGGGGUUCUGAUAAGGAAUGGGGAAGUGAGGAAGAUUGGGGAAGGGGGGGCUGCGGAUUGGCAGAUUGAAGCUACGCAGGGGAUGAUGAAGAAUUUUGUUAAGCAUUUGCCUGCUAUGGAUUUGGCAUUCAAUGUACAUGACGAACCGAGAGUUGUGGUUCCCCACGAUGAUCUGGAACGAUUGGUGAAAGAUGCGGUGGAUAAUCAAAUGCCAGCUGCGAAUGCUGUUGAGAAACCUCGAAACUCAUGGUCUCCAAGACCAAAAGACCUGGGGGACGGUUCACGAUUCGAAGAUAUUAAAACUACCCGAUUCAACGUCUUCGCACACCAACCUACAUGGACACAUUCUCGAAUGUCCUGCCCCGCCAAUUCCCCCGCACGCAUAUCCCUUGAAGACGAACCAGCCCGAGAUAACUACGACAGCUAUGCGCUCGGAGAAUUGGGUUUCGUAUACAAUGCUACCGCCUUUUCAGACGUCUGUCAAUCCCCCUCCUUCGGCUCAACAUUCGGAUUCUUUGACCGUCCAAACGCCUACAACAUAGUCCACGACCUCUUCCCAGUUUUCUCCCAAUCCAAAAUCUCCUCCUACAAUGACAUCCUGUACCCCUCUCCUUGGUACUGGGCAGGCAAAGUAAAAUACGACGACAAAAGCGACCGCGCCUGGACCGCGAAAGAAGACAAAAUCUGGUGGCGCGGUUCAACAACGGGAGGAUUCAGUCGAGACGGCGGCUGGCGAAGACAACAUCGCCAACACGUCGUGCAAAAGAUCAACGCCAACGACCAAGCCAAGAUCCUCACCAACAGCAGUCCCGAAGGCGGCCAGGAAAACUGGCAAGUCAAAGAAGUCCCCCGCAGCGACUAUAGCGCCAUCUUCGACAUCUUCUUCUCCCACGUCGGACAAUGCGAUGAAUCCGACUGCAACGCCCAACGGCAAUUCUUCACCAUCAAAGACACGGCCAGGCAAACGGACGCAUGGAAAUACAAGUACCUCCUCGACGUGGAUGGGAACGCGUUCUCGGGGCGCUUCUACGCGUUCUUGAAGAGUAAGAGUUUGGUGUAUAAACUUGCCGUGUUUCGGGAGUGGCAUGAGGAGUGGUUGAAGCCUUGGGUGCAUUACAUACCGCUUUCUCUGCGUGGGGAUGAGUGGGUCGAGGCUGUGAGGUGGUUUGCGGGCGAGGCAACGGGGAAGAAGGAGGCGGAGCGGUUGGCGCUUCAGGGGAGGGAGUGGGCGGCAAAGGUAUUGAGGAAUGAGGAUUUGGAGGUUUGGUUUUUUAGGUUGUUGUUGGAGUAUAUUCCCCCUUUCCCCCUUUCCCCUCUUUCUCACUCGCUUCUCUUAACCUUAUUUUCCUAAUGGGGGUUUUUUUUGGUUUGACGAUAUACUGAUACUAUCUUUCCAUAGGUAUGGAAGACUGGUAGAUGACAACAGGGAAAUAAUCGGGUAUACCGGUGCUUGA
Hymenoscyphus albidus is the source of this 2089-nucleotide messenger RNA. The record is from the annotation of a GenBank genome assembly. NCBI's taxonomy places the organism in Eukaryota, Fungi, Ascomycota, Leotiomycetes, Helotiales, Helotiaceae.